CCUCACACACCUUUGCAGCGGAUUGGCCGCGGCCAGCUCCGGACUCCCCCUGCGCCGAGCUGCUGGAACCGCCAGCUGAAUGGGCAGCUGCGAACAAAAGGGGAAAAUCAAGGCAGCGGCCAGAGAGCGCCUGGGGUGAAGGCUCUUGUCAACAGCUGCAGCAGCAGCAGCAUCAGGGCAGCUCCCAGCCACCGCGCCGCCCCGCAGGACCAUGCUGAAUUUCGCAGCUCCUCUCUCCCAGCCAGCUGAGGAAAGAAUAGAGAUGAUUACGGAGAAGCAAAAUAAUAAUAAACGUUCCUGGAACAAUACCACUGAAAAGAGUGAUUUUGAAGCCGUAGAAGCCCUUAUGUCUAUGAGCUGCAACUGGAAAUCAGACUUCAAAAAGUAUUCUGAACUGAGACCUAUAACACCAGCAUCUGAUAUGUCAGAAGAAACUGAUGAUAACCUGCUACCUGGUGCAGCUGACUUUCAUGCAAUACCAGCAUUUUGCUUGACUCCACCCUACAGCCCUUCUGAUUUUGAGAUGUCUCAAGUAAUUCAUCCAUCAGCAGUAGCGUCAUCUGCUGUACAAUGCAGAUCAUUCUCUGAUAUUCCAAAGCCUGUUCCUUCAGCAGCUUUUAAAGAGUCUGGAAAGUCUCCAGCACCAAGACCAAUGAAAGCUCAAGCAACAAGUGUUAUUCGCCAUACAGCUGAUGCUCAGCUUUGUAAUCACAAAACUUGUCCAGUGAGAGCAGCUAGUGUGUCAAAGUAUCAGGACAGUACUUCAAGGGAAAUAAAUGCACAGAGUAGAAUUGUAAAACAAAAUCCACCUUGUGCAAUUGUGUCACCAAACAGAGCAACUUCCAUAAGUGACAAAGGGCCAGUUUUAGAAGAAAAAACAACACUAGCUGUCAGUCCAUUGUCCCUGAUCCAGACUUCAUCCAGUAAACAUGAUCCCGUUCCUGGAUCUGUACAACAAUCAUCAAUGAUAGUAUCUUCACCUUCUGUACAAGCACCUUCUGUACAAGCGAGUGGUGUUUCACCUGUGCCAGUAAUUUGCCAGAUGGUUCCUCUGCCUACUAAUAACUCUGUUAUGACAGCAGUAGUGCCCAACUCUUCUUCUAGCCAACAGUCAACCCUUUGCCAGCCUAUGGUGUUCAUGGGAACUCAAGUUCCUAAAGGUGCUGUUAUGUUUGUUGUGCCCCAGCCAGUUGUGCAGAACACAAAGGCUCCCACCAUUAGUCCAAAUGGCACUAGACUCUCUCCUAUUGCUCCUGCUCCAGGUUUUACACCUUCUGUAGCCAAAAUCACUCCAUCAAUUGACUCAUCAAGAAUAAGAAGUCAUAUUUGCAACUAUCCAGGAUGUGGAAAGACUUAUUUCAAGAGCUCCCAUUUGAAGGCCCAUGUGAGAACACAUACAGGAGAAAAGCCCUUUAGCUGUAGUUGGAAAGGCUGUGACAGGAGAUUUGCACGGUCUGAUGAACUGUCACGGCAUCGCAGGACACAUACUGGUGAGAAGAAAUUUGCUUGCCCAAUGUGUGAUCGGCGGUUCAUGAGGAGUGACCAUUUAACAAAGCAUGCACGGCGGCAUUUGUCAGCUAAGAAGCUACCAAACUGGCAAAUGGAAGUAAGCAAGCUAAACGACAUUGGUGUGCCACCUGCAUCCAUACCUACACAGUGAAAGAACUCCUGAAUUUACCAGAACUAACUUGUUAUUAUGGUAUACCACCAGGGAUGUAUAAAAGCUUCUACUUCAGGUCUGUAGUUCUUCAGUGCCAUCUGUUGAUGGCAUUACAGCAGAGAGGCAAAGGUAGUCUGUGCUUGGUCACAGGAAUGCUACUGAGAGAACCAGUGACUAACAAUGGAAUGUCAGGUUUCUUUUCAACGUGGUGAAAAGAAAAGAGGUUGAAGGUUGGAGAACAGAGCAGCACAGGUAGUGAAGGGUUUUGAAUUUAUGCAGAUUAUUUGUCAUUUAUGCAGAUUAUAAAUCAUGCAGAGCUGCUGGCUGAUGUUAAUUCUUGAAACCAUCUGAAAUUACAGUUUUCAAAGAUGUAAUGAGUUUUCAGUAGAGCACAAACUAGAGACAAAUAUCAGUGUAUGGUACAGAUGUAUAGAUCAGGAAUGCAUCUGAACUAGAUAGUAUAAAAACGAUUAUCCUAUUGCUAUCACCUUUCCUUGAUAGGAUUUUUUUUUCUGUUCACACUGUGGCCCAAUCUUGAGAGAUGGGCAUUGAGGCUCAACAACUAUUGAUACAUUAAAUACUGUAUCAAGUAUGUCACUCAUGCCAGUUUUACAUUACUGUCCAAAUAUGGAAUAGAUUGCGUGCUGACAUGUGGCCAAAGAGAGCCAAAAGUACCUGAAUCCUGAAUAAUUUAUUAUAAUAGAGAGUGCUAGUACUAUUUUUGCUAUUCCUUUUGAAAGCUCAUGAUGAUUAUAAUUGGUUAUAUUUAAUUAUCUUAUGAUGCCUUUGCUUUCAAAUUACUUAUGGAUUCCUUUAUACCUUUCAAAACUCCAUACUACUGCAUUUUUCAUAAACACAGACAGUAUGUUUUAAAAUGUAACCAUAAGAAUAAAUAUGAGUUUAUUAAAAAGGAAAGAACAAGAAUGUUAUGCUAGGUUACUUAAUGUAGAGGUCACUUUUGAAGAUAAUUUCUAUUAAAGAUAAAUGGUCUUGAUGUAAUGAGGGUAUAAUCUAUACUGUAUUCAUUUAGAAAGUUAGGAGUUAUUUAUAAAGUGAAAUAAGGCAGUAAAAGCACCAGUCUGGAAUUAAUACUGUAGAUUUUGUGACAUAAUGCAUCAGCGUUCACUAACUAUAUUUCCAUUGUAUCUCAUUAUGCUGAGUACAUAAAUAUAGACAACAGUUGGAUAAUAGUGUGCUAGAUACUACUCUUUUGUGACUACUUUAAAAUUUUGCACAGUACUUUUUAUGUUGUACUUUAUACCUUUGUUUACAAUAAAUAACAGUUUUAAUACA
Messenger RNA from Pelodiscus sinensis (Chinese soft-shelled turtle), 2953 nucleotides. It is a transcript of the gene KLF10, whose product is annotated as KLF transcription factor 10. The record is from RefSeq and is a predicted model, not a curated record. NCBI's taxonomy places the organism in Eukaryota, Metazoa, Chordata, Testudines, Trionychidae. Gene Ontology annotation, molecular function: RNA polymerase II cis-regulatory region sequence-specific DNA binding; DNA-binding transcription factor activity, RNA polymerase II-specific. Gene Ontology annotation, biological process: regulation of transcription by RNA polymerase II.